AUGGUGGUGAAUAAUGCUUUAAAAAGGAAUUUCAUUGGCAGCUUUAUAACAAACUUGCGAGUAAAGAAAGGCUAAAAUCCCAAAAUUGGGAUGAGCUUGGUAAAAAUGCUCUUUACCACUUAGGGAAUAUAACAUGCAAAAACAGGCUCACUUAGAGUGGGUCAAUCGUGGUAAACACAAAAGCUGAUUCCAAAAGCUGGAAUUACCUUGGCAAAAAGUGCAUUAAAAAGGGAGUUUUUUGAGAGCUUUUUUAUAACACAAACUUGUGGGUAAAGAAAAGGAAGCUAAAAUUCCAAAUGCUCUUUCCCACUCGUUGAAUAAAAGAUGAACAGACACGCUCAUUUAGAGUGGGGCAAUCUUGUUUGACACAAAAGCUGAUUCCCAAAGCUUGAAUUACAUUAGUAAAUAGUACUUUAAAUUGGGAUUUUUGAAGGGAGCUUCACGUGAGGCUAAAAUGCCAAAUUUGGGAUGAGCUUGGUAAGAAUGAUCUUUUUCAUCUGGAGUUUGUUUCCAUGUCCUGUAUUUAAUCUUGGUACCCAUUUGGUGCAAAAUCGCAUUCCUGCAUCUUUUUUUAAUCAGGAGAAAAAAGUAACUCUUAUUCCCACAGCAAUUAGAUGGCCAAAUCCCCCACGUGGUAUCUUGUGUUAAAAGAAAGCUGUCAGUAAGAUUUUAAGUUGCGAGGUAUAUGUAAUUACUAGGCGGGAAAUCGAACAGCUAGGAAGUUCUAUUGGUUCUAUUUUCCUUUGCCUCAGAUGAAUGUAGCUGGUGAUCAUGCUCAUAGUAGCCAGGAGAAAUCUGUAGCUCCCAACCCUUAGUGACAGCCCUGAUAAAAGGAAACUUUAGUUUAAAUACUAAAUUAAAACAUGAAUAUACAGAAGAGAAUUCAGUACAUAACAUUCAGGACAGUUAUCUCACAUUACAACUAUUGCCCUCUUGCUUUCAUUGAAUUAAUUUUUAAAUAGACAAUAUUAUUAAAACAUACAUAAUGAGAGCAAAGUUGGAUACUGUGUGGAAUAUAUUAUGCAGAAACUCAAAUAGUACUGGGUAAAUGCAAUAUUGAACAACUGUGCAAAACAGGCCCAUGAAGGAUCCACAAAUCUUUGGUCAGCAUUGAUUUCUAGCCCGCUGCCAUGCUACCAGUCUGUACGAGUCGAGUGCACAGUGGUUCAAUACGGUGGUAAAAUCCCAGCAUGGGCUAAAGUAGAAUUGCUUUGCAUAAAUUUUGAUGGACUGAAAGUUCAGUUUGAUAAUUGGCCAAUUUCAAUGUCAAAGUUUCAAGCCAGACUUAUUCACAAAGCCAUGGAACAUUUUGAGGAGUCAAGCUGCAUUUUGUGA
Porites evermanni is the source of this 1335-nucleotide messenger RNA. The record is from the annotation of a GenBank genome assembly. Lineage: Eukaryota; Metazoa; Cnidaria; Anthozoa; Scleractinia; Poritidae.